AACCGCGGCGUGAGCGCCCCGGGAACAUGGAGCAGCCGCCGCCCGCACCACCGCCGUCAGGGGCCCCCCGUUCCCCGCGGGGCCCGCAGCCACUUCAGCCGCCCGCGCCCGGCCCCCCGGCGCACGAGGCCCCGGAACCGCCGGCGAGGACGUCCCUGCGGGUGUAAACCGCGCCCCAGAGAUAGUGAUGAUCUUCAAAAUGAAGAUUCUGGAAAGUUUCAGGUUUUCUAUAGGAAUUACAAAAAUUGAAGGAAAGAAAUUUUUCAAAAGGAAAUUGUUCUGAAAGUAUGUUUACAACUGACUGAUUACUGUUGUUAGGUUUUUGUUUUUGUUUUUUAAUAGAACACUUUAAGAAGAUUGUAUUUAUGGUAAAGGGAAACUGGACUAACAAUGAGGCCAAAGACUUUUCCUGCCACAACUUACUCUGGAAAUAGCCGGCAGCGAUUACAGGAGAUUCGAGAAGGGUUAAAGCAGCCAUCCAAGUCUUCUGCUCAGGGGCUGCCCAUUGGACCAAACAAUGACACUUCUCUGGACACCAAAAUUCUGGGGGGCAAGGAUGCUGCCAGGCAGCAGCAGCAGCAGAUGAGAGCCACCCCAAAGUUCGGACCUUAUCAGAAAGCUUUGAGAGAAAUCAGAUAUUCAUUGUUGCCUUUUGCUAACGAAUCAGGCACUUCUACAGCUGCAGAAGUAAACCGACAAAUGCUUCAGGAAUUGGUGAACGCAGGAUGUGACCAGGAGAUGGCAGGACGUGCUCUCAAGCAGACUGGCAGCAGGAGCAUCGAGGCAGCCCUGGAAUACAUCAGUAAGAUGGGCUAUCUUGACCCUCGGAAUGAGCAGAUCGUGCGAGUCAUUAAGCAGACCUCCCCAGGGAAAGGCAUUGCGCCAGCCACUGCGCCACGGAGGCCGAGCUUUGAUGGCACGGGAGACCCUUUCCCGCCCUACCAUCAGCUUAGCAGCGCUGCCUAUGAGGGUGCCAGCACACUGGAGGAAGUGCCUCGUCAGUACAUGGACUUUCUUUUCUCGGGAGUCAGUCCUCACAGCGGGCCUGGCAGCCACCAGCACCCACCCAAAGGCUUUGCUGCCAACCUGGAAGCUUCAGGGAUGAACUUCCCUGUGCCCAACCCAGGCGGCCAAGUACUGUCACUGCAGGGCCCACACUAUCGGCCUCAUCUGCUGGUGCCGGGGGAGCCACCAGGCUAUAGCAUCCAGCGCAGUUCCUCCUUCCAGAACAAAAGUCAGGAGGCGGGAGGGUACUCAAGCCUUGCUGCCAAGGGCCAGGCUGUGCCACCGGGGUCUGGUCAUGCCUUUCAGCCCCAGGGGCCAGUGGCAAGUUUAUACGUGUCCCAUCCGCACCAUAAACAGGCCCACGCGGUACACAUGAUGGGCUCCCGGGGCCAGAUGUUUGUGAGUGACAGCGCCCCCCAGAAUCUGCUUAGCCCUUCUAGAAAUAGUCUCAACGUGGAUCUGUAUGACAUGAACAGUGCUCCUGGCCAGCAGUGGCAGUCCUCCACCCUGUCCCGUCGAGACUCUCUUCAGAAGCCAGGCCUGGAAGCACCUAGCCGCCAGCAUGUGGCAUUCCUACAGGAAGGCCCUGUCCCUAGCAGGACCAACUCCUUUAACAACCAUCAGCAACAAGUGGCCGUGCCUAUCAGGGCAGGGGUGCCCAGCAAAACUGAACCUCCUGUGUCCUCGCCCAACACCAUCACAGCGGUGACGGCUGCCCACAUCCUGCACCCUGUCAAGAGCGUGAGGGUGAUGAGGCCGGAGCCCCAGACAGCUGUGGGACCCUCCCACCCAGCGUGGGUACCAGCGCCCACCCCAGCGGUGGAAAGUCUGGACUCCAAGGAGGAGCAUCCUGUGCCCUUGGGGAGCACCAGCACGUACCCACUGGACAUUGAGUAUGGCAGCCCAGAGAUGAGGUGUCCACCGCCACCAUACCCCAAGCAUUUGCUGCUUCAGGGGAAGUCAGAGCAGUUCACUGUGGACAGCCUGUGUGUCGGGAUGGAGCAGAGCCUCCGAGGGGCAGAGCCUGCAGAAGGGAGUGACAAGAGCCACAGAAACGCCAAAGGAGAGAAGAUAGGGAAGGACAAAAAGCAGAUCCAGACUUCUCCUGUUCCUGUCCGGAAAAACAGCAAAGAUGAAGAGAAGAGAGAGUCUCGCAUCAAGAGCUACUCACCAUAUGCUUUUAAGUUCUUCAUGGAGCAGCACGUGGAAAAUGUCAUAAAAACUUACCAGCAGAAGGUCAACCGGAGGCUGCAGCUGGAACAAGAGAUGGCGAAAGCUGGACUCUGUGAAGCUGAGCAAGAACAGAUGAGGAAGAUCCUCUACCAGAAGGAGUCUAAUUACAACAGGCUCAAAAGGGCCAAGAUGGACAAGUCCAUGUUUGUGAAAAUCAAAACCCUAGGUAUUGGUGCCUUUGGAGAAGUGUGCCUUGCUUGUAAAGUGGACACUCAUGCCCUGUAUGCCAUGAAGACCCUGCGGAAAAAGGACGUCCUGAAUCGAAAUCAGGUGGCCCACGUCAAAGCUGAGAGGGACAUCUUGGCAGAGGCAGACAAUGAGUGGGUGGUCAAGCUUUACUACUCCUUCCAAGACAAGGACAGCCUGUACUUUGUGAUGGACUACAUUCCGGGGGGGGAUAUGAUGAGCCUGCUGAUCCGGAUGGAGGUCUUCCCUGAGCACCUGGCCCGGUUCUACAUUGCAGAGUUAACCCUGGCCAUCGAGAGUGUCCACAAGAUGGGCUUUAUCCACCGAGACAUCAAGCCAGACAACAUUUUGAUAGAUCUUGAUGGUCACAUCAAACUGACAGAUUUUGGCCUCUGCACUGGAUUUAGGUGGACUCACAAUUCCAAAUACUACCAAAAAGGUAGCCACAUCAGACAGGACAGUAUGGAGCCCAGCGAUCUCUGGGACGAUGUAUCCAACUGUCGGUGUGGAGACAGGCUGAAGACCCUGGAGCAGAGAGUCAAGAAGCAACAUCAGCGGUGUCUGGCGCACUCUCUGGUUGGGACCCCAAAUUAUAUUGCACCAGAAGUGCUCCUCAGAAAAGGAUAUACCCAGCUCUGUGACUGGUGGAGUGUUGGAGUGAUUCUCUUCGAGAUGCUGGUGGGGCAGCCGCCCUUUUUGGCCCCUACUCCCACGGAAACCCAACUGAAGGUGAUAAACUGGGAGAACACACUCCAUAUUCCAGCCCAAGUGAAGCUGAGCCCUGAGGCCCGGGACCUCAUCACUAAACUGUGUUGUGCCGCUGACCACCGGCUAGGGAGGGAUGGGGCCGAUGACUUGAAGGCUCAUCCGUUCUUCAGUGCCAUAGACUUCUCUAAUGACAUCCGGAAGCAGCCAGCACCCUACGUUCCCAAAAUCAGCCACCCCAUGGACACCUCAAACUUUGACCCUGUCGAAGAAGAAAACCCAUGGACUGAUGGUAGUGAAGACAGCACUAAGGCCUGGGACACUCUCACCUCCCCAAAUAACAAGCACCCAGAGCACGCCUUUUAUGAAUUCACUUUCCGAAGGUUCUUCGAUGACAAUGGCUAUCCCUUUAGGUGCCCAAAGCCUUCAGGAGCAGAAGCUUCCCAGGCUGAGAACUCUGAUUUGGAAAGUUCUGACCUGGUGGAUCAGACUGAAGGCUGCCAACCAGUGUAUGUAUAGCCCAUGACUUGGCAUGCCCAAGAGCCUCAGCUUCCUCAAAGGCUCAGGGCCCAUAGCUAGGUCUUUAACAGGCCUAUUGAAAAUUAAGGUCAGCUUUCUUUUACUUUAGUUCAUUGAUUACUUCAGCUGAAAUUUUGGCAUUCUCAAAAACAACCCCAAACCAAACAAAAACACUUUAAAAAAAGGAUUCAGUUUAAUAGAUUGGUGUUUCUAGAUUCUGGUUCUUGUGAGGUAGGGAUUAGCAUUGCUUUAAAUUGGCUUUUGAGGACAUUACCUGCAUUAAAACAAUUUUUUAAAAAACGUAGUACAGUUUAAAAAGAACAUUUAUUUUGUUUAUAGCCAUUUUUCUUACUAAAUUGUAGGGAAUAACUUUGACAAAUCAUGCUGCUGUUAUUUUCUACAUUUGUAUUUUUUUCCAUAGCACUUAUUCACAUUUAGGAAAAGACAUAAAAACUGAAGAACAUGUGAUAAGAAAUCUCUGUGCAAUAAUGUAAAAAAAAGAAAAGAUAACACUGUUCUGACGUUACUUAUAACCAUUUUAUUCACACAGUGGUUUUGUCUUAUUUUUCCCCACAUUUCAAAAUUGUGAUAAAAUGUUAAAAGCUGCUUUUUUUUUUUUUGCUUUUGCAUAUUAUAGUAUAAUAGAAAAUGUGAGCAAGGUGACUCUGUGGGUGUGAUUUCAGAUGUCUGGUGUGUAGAGAGUACUGCAUGAGCAGGGUUUUCUAUUAUAAAAUUACCGUAUCUUGCCAUUCACAGCCGGUUCUGUGAAUAUGUUUUUACCGAGUAUCUUUAAAUGAGAUGUGCUAGACAGUGUGCUGGUAAUGUAUUGUGUGGGUGACUUCUUCCUUAUGAUUGUAUCUCCUACUGGGUUAAAGAAAUGCAGAUAUGUAAUUGCGAAGUAAUUUUUGUGUGUGUGUCUUGGCUAUGAUUGGAUUCUUUUGAGAGUAAAUUCAAGCAUUUGUCAUAUACUAAACUUGUGUACAUCAAAAGGGAUUAGGUUAGCUAUGCCAAAAAUAGUUUACUCAUGGAACUGUGUCCAUUUUGAUAGUCAGCAUGCUCUUUUGUUCUUGGUGUUGCCAAUCCAUGGAAUCCAAGAGCAGCAGCCCUGCUGCUGACAGACUCCCCACACUGAAGGGUUUGUGUGACAUCGCUUCUCCUCUUAGACGACUGAAGUGUUACCAUGUUGAAAUUUAGUAAUCUUAGGGCUUUCACAUUUUUUUGGUAUGCUUUGAAGUAUCAAUCUUAACUCGAUUUUAAAGAUAUAUUAAUUUUCUGAUCUUUGUAAAGAAGCAAGGAUUAUUCGAAAGUGACAUUGGAAUAAAAAUAUAAUUAAGCCAUACAUAGUUUUGUAGAAGUGUAGAUGUAUAUAUAACUACAUAGAUAAGCACACAAAAUAUUCCUUAUUUCAAAUUAGUAUGAUUCCUAUUUAAAGUGAUUUAUAUUUGAGUAAAAAGGUCAAUUCUUUUUUGCUUUUUAAAAAUCUGAUGCAUCUUUUUCAUUAUAUUAUUCCACAUAUUUUUCCUUGAAGUUUUUAGUAUAAUGUAUCCAUUAUUUAGUAUAUAUCUAGGCAACACUUAAGUUUAUCAAUGCCUAAACUUUAAAAAAAAUGAUUCCUGUGUACUGGUUUACAUUUGUAUGAAUGGCAAACUCUGAAGUCUGCUGUGCUUGUAUCGUGACUGUCAGUAUUUUCGCUAUUUUAUAGUAAUGCCAUGUUGUUAUUUACAUCGCUCUGACAUACUUUCAUGUGGUAGGUCCUUUCUCAGGAACUCAAUUUAACUGUUAUUUAUUGAUAUAUCAUUGCCUUUGAAAAGCUUCUACUGGCACAAUUUAUUAUUAAA
This is a messenger RNA of Condylura cristata (star-nosed mole), 5486 nucleotides long. RefSeq names its product large tumor suppressor kinase 2 (gene LATS2). The transcript has 8 exons. Gene Ontology annotation, cellular component: spindle pole; nucleus. The coding region runs from base 391 to 3648 and encodes 1085 amino acids. Gene Ontology annotation, molecular function: ATP binding; protein binding; protein serine/threonine kinase activity. The record is from RefSeq and is a predicted model, not a curated record. Gene Ontology annotation, biological process: positive regulation of apoptotic process; peptidyl-serine phosphorylation; hippo signaling. NCBI's taxonomy places the organism in Eukaryota, Metazoa, Chordata, Mammalia, Eulipotyphla, Talpidae.